Molecule: messenger RNA, 621 nt
Organism: Closterium sp. NIES-65
Lineage: Eukaryota; Viridiplantae; Streptophyta; Zygnematophyceae; Desmidiales; Closteriaceae
Source: the annotation of a GenBank genome assembly
AUGGACGUGGACGUGGACGUGGACGUGGACUUGGACGUGGACGUGGACGUGGACGUGGACGUGGACGUGGACGUGGACAUGGACGUGGACGUGGACGUGGACAUGGACGUGGACGUGGACGUGGACGUGGACGUGGACGUGGACGUGGACAUGGACGUGGACAUGGACGUGGACAUGGACGUGGACGUGGACGUGGACGUGGACGUGGACGUGGACAUGGACGUGGACGUGGACGUGGACAUGGACGUGGACGUGGACAUGUACGUGAACAUGGACGUGGACAUGGACGUGGACGUGGACGUGGACGUGGACGUGGACGUGGACGUGGACAUGGACAUGGACGUGGACGUGGACAUGGACGUGGACGUGGACGUGGACUUGGACGUGGACAUGGACGUGGACGUGGACGUGGACAUGGACGUGGACGUGGAGGUGGACGUGGAGGUGGACGUGGACGUGGACGUGGACGUGGACGUGGACGUGGACGUGGACGUGGACGUGGACGUGGACGUGGACGUGGACGUGGACGUGGACGUGGACAUGGACGUGGACGUGGACGUGGACAUGGACGUGGACGUGGACGUGGACAUGUCGCAUGCUUGUGUCCGGAUGCAUGCUUGA